Molecule: messenger RNA, 1032 nt
Organism: Arvicola amphibius (Eurasian water vole)
Lineage: Eukaryota; Metazoa; Chordata; Mammalia; Rodentia; Cricetidae
Product: C-type lectin domain family 2 member E-like
Cellular component (GO): external side of plasma membrane
Source: RefSeq, a predicted model, not a curated record
AUGUCUGAGGACUUGAGCGGCCUGUCCAUCAAACGGGAGCUGCAGGAGAUGACAGCUGUCACACAAGGCACUGGACAGUCAGUCUCGGAUUCUGGACUAUGGAUGUCAUUUCUGCCCCUAGAAAGGUUGCAGCCAGCUUCUUCCAGUGGGAAUUUUGUCUUAUCCACCCUCGUGGUGUGGACAUUUGCUCAUCUACUCACAUGGCAUGGUAAAAAGCUCCAAGGAGAAUGUCCCAGAAUUGUCUUCCCCGUGUCUCCUGCUAGGCUUUACUGCUGCUAUGCAGUGAUCAUCGUCCUCACUGGAGCUGUGGUUGGACUUUCUGUGGCUCUGUCAUUGUCAGUGAGAAAGGAAGAAAAGGCCAUUGCGAGCCCUGAAGCUGGCUGCCCAAAAGACUGGAUUGGAUUUGGAAGUAAAUGUUUUUAUUUUUCUGAACACACAAGUAACUGGACAUCUAGCCUGACCUCCUGCAUGGAGCUGGGGGCCCAUCUAACUCACUUUGACAGUCUGGAGGAGCUGAAUUUCCUGCGUAGAUACAGGGGGGGAUUUUGCCGCCUGAUCGGCCUGCACAGAGAGUCAUCAGAGCACCCUUGGAUGUGGACAGACAACACUGAAUAUAACAACUUGGUUCCCAUCCGAGGAGAAGGAGAACAUGCCUACCUGAGUGACAGUGGGAUCAGCAGUGGCAGAAGCUACUUAAGUAGGAAGUGGAUUUGUAGCAAACCCAACAACUAUACUUUCCAGUGUCCAGUCAGAGUCAUCACACCAGAGCUCCUGCAGGAGGAUGAACAGGUGUGCAUUGAAUGCAAUCUGAAUCUAUCUGAAAGGGCAAGAGGAGCUUCACAGAGGAAGCACAGAGGAGCUGAAGCUCAUGAAAGUCAGUUACUAAGGAAGUUCCCUGUGGGCUGGAGUCUGGGGUUUUCAGAUUCAGUAUGGUUCAAAGGGAAGGUGGGGAGGGAAGGUGCAGUGGAUGCUGAACCACACUCCAGCAAGUUCUCUGGCAUUUCUGGUUUAUGGCAGCCAUUGCUGGACUAG